CCAGUUUUGAGAGCAGCGAGAGCUCGCGCGGGCAGGUGCCGCCAUGCGCAUCGAGACGUGCUAUGUGUGCUCGGGUCCCUGCUACCCGGGCCACGGCAUCACCUUUGUGCGGAACGACGCCAAGACGUUCCGGUUCUGCCGGGGCAAGUGCCACAAGACGUUCAAAAACAAGCUCAACCCGCGCAAGCUGCGCUGGACGAAGGCCUUCCGCAGGGCCGCGGGCAAGGAGAUGGCGAUGGACACCUCCUUCGACUUUGAGCGCCAGCGCAACCGGCCGGUCAAGUACGACCGCGACCUGAUGAAGAAGACGGUGCGCGCGAUGGAGAAGGUGCAGGCGAUCAAGUCGGCGCGCGAGAAGCGGUUCUGGGACAAGCGGAUGGAGAAGAACGCCGAUGUCGCCAAGGAGCGCAACCUCGCCGAGGUGCAGCAGGGCCUGGACCUGCUCGUGUCUCCACUCGUGCAGCAGGACGCGCAGCUGGCGGCGCAAAAGGUGGAGGCGACGCGAUCCUCGCAGAGGCAAAAGGAGAAGGCGUGAGGCGGCGCCUCUGUGUGUACCGUUCUGAUUUCCUCACGGCUUUGGGGAGAGGCGUCCGAGUAUGGCGCGCCCCGCCGCCCGUGCGGCGCGUGCCGCGCGGCCGCGCGCGCGCCACACACGACUCACCGCCCGCUGUAGUAAUGAGGAGAUCAUCUCUCUCAAAAGAAAAGGGCUCAAUUCUACGCACAUGAGCCCGAUUCACAUCACUCGACCAUCGCGGCGACGCCUCCAUCGUACGACAUGCCUGGGCCGGGGACCCCGCCUGGGACGAUCCCGGCGUGCGCCCCCCCGGCUGCGGAGGAGGGUACGGCUGCGGCGGCUGCGACGGCUGCGGCGGCCCCGCCAGGCGCGGGCGCGGGCGGCGCUGCGCCGGCGGCGGCGGCAGAAAUGCAGCCGCCGCCGCCGGCUGCUGCUGCUGCUGCGUGGGGCGGAGGCGGCUGGCCGACGUGCGAGUAGAGGGAGGCGCGGUAGCGCUCGUACUGGUCGCCCUGGACAAAGAGGGAGAAGGAGAUCAUGCGCAGCAUCUCCAUCUCCAGCGAGUUGACCUGCGGGGCAGCAACCGGGGGGGGGGGGGGUUGGGGGAGGAGGCGGCGGG
This is a messenger RNA of Emiliania huxleyi CCMP1516, 1130 nucleotides long. RefSeq lists its product as hypothetical. The coding region runs from base 44 to 535 and encodes 163 amino acids. The transcript has 2 exons. Gene Ontology annotation, biological process: ribosomal large subunit biogenesis. Gene Ontology annotation, cellular component: nucleolus. Lineage: Eukaryota; Haptophyta; Isochrysidales; Noelaerhabdaceae. The record is from RefSeq and is a predicted model, not a curated record.